AACGAUCUCAAACAAAUCGAGUGCAGCAAGUCCCAAAUUCUCAAUUAGAUAGGGAAGUUGAAGAACAAGAGACUGAAACACAACAACCACAGCAAUCUCAUUUGCAACACCCUCAAGCUUCUCAACCCCAAGUAGACCCUAUGCCCUCUCAUCGUUCUCAGGAGGAAAUUGAAGACCAAUUACCCCCACAAAUAGAGUCCUCACAACACAAGAAAACAAGAGGCCCCACUUUUCGUAAAGAUGUGUAUAAAAUGAAUGAUAAUGAGUGUAUUUAUGUAUCUUUUAAUAAGUAUGGUCAACCAGAAGAUGGAAAGUUGUCUCAGUUUAUUGGCACAAUAGCACGUAAUGGAAAUAUUGUACCUAUCGAUGUGGAUAGUUGGAAGAAAGUAUUGAAUACAACUAAAGAUCGUGCUUGGGGUUUUAUCAAGGAUAGGUUUGAUGUUUCAGAUGAUCGUAAAUAAUGGUGUUUAAAGGACCUAAAUGCAAUAUGGAAGUAAUGGAAAUGUAUUCUAUAUCGAGAUUUUUAUAAGCCUGGGGUUCCAAUAGCAGAACAACUUACUCCUCCAAUGGAUCGUGUUGUUAAAGAAUAGUGGGUAAAUUUGUUUCAAAUGUGGCAAUCUGAAAAAUU
Molecule: messenger RNA, 628 nt
Organism: Nelumbo nucifera (sacred lotus)
Lineage: Eukaryota; Viridiplantae; Streptophyta; Magnoliopsida; Proteales; Nelumbonaceae
Source: RefSeq, a predicted model, not a curated record